GUUCGCUCCGCCCUAAGCCAGUUAGCCACCCGGCCCUGCGUGAACUAUGAAGACUGCAGAGAAGACAAUGGAGAAACGGCCGGUGGAUCCGUCGGCGAAGUGGAUCCGGGUUUCGGUUACUCGAUGAACAAGAGUGGAAAACAGUGGGAAUCAUCAGAGGGAAAACAUUUAAAGUCCUUAUCGUCCUCUCAUCGUCCUCCCCCUUAUCAGACCUAUAGUAUAUCCCAUCCUAUCCCUUGCCUUGCCUUGCCUCUCUGUGGUGACUUCCUUAUCUCUCUUUUGGGCCUAUCUUCAGCUGCAUCUACCGUGUCUACUGUAGCAGACUACCCUAUCCUCUCUCGAUCCAUCGACACUCGAUUUCUCGUCUGUCAUUGUCUUCCUGUCUUUGCAAGCAACCCUGGCCUUCUUAGCGUCCAAUCCUGGUUCUAGUUCGAUCCUCUAGUCCAGCAGACUACGGCUAUCACAAAAAAAAUGGAGGCCUCGCCGAUAUCUCCGGCCUCAGCCACCUCUCUCAGCCAAAUACCCUCAAUUGCCGUCAUUGCCUCCUCCCGCGCCGUCAUCUCCGGUCGUUUGACAUCCGCUACCAUUGUGAUCUCCCGCACCUCCGGAAAGAUCACCGCCGUCUUCGAUGUCGUGAUCCCAGCCUCCGACUUCCCCGCGGGCGUUCCCUAUACGGAUUACUCCCCCCACAUUCUGCUCCCCGGCCUCGUCGAUGCCCAUGUCCACCUGAACGAGCCGGGCCGCACCGAAUGGGAGGGCUUCUACACCGGCACCCAGGCCGCGGCCUUUGGCGGCGUUACCACCGUCAUUGACAUGCCCCUGAAUGCCAUCCCCCCCACCACCACCGUAGCCAACUUCAAGGAGAAGCUGCGCGCCGCUCAGGGCAAGUGCUGGGUCGACGUCGGCUUCUACGGCGGCAUCAUCCCCGGCAAUGCGGGCGAAUUGAAAGCCUUGGUGCAGGAGGGUGUCCGCGGCUUCAAGGGCUUCCUGAUCGAUAGUGGGGUGGAUGAGUUCCCCGCCGUCUCGUCGGAAGACAUCCGCAAGGCCAUGGCUGAACUGGCCGAUGAGCCCACCACCCUCAUGUUCCACGCGGAAAUGGUCCCGCCCACCACCGUGUCCGAAGAGAAGGAUCUCGCCCUGGGAGGUCCCGAGGAAGCUUAUUCCACUUUCCUCGCGUCUCGUCCCUCGUCCUAUGAGACCUGUGCCGUGGAAGAGAUCCUCUCCCUGUCCCAUAUCGCCCCCAAUCUCCCCUUGCACAUUGUCCACCUCUCCGCCAUGGAGGCCAUCCCUCUCCUGCGUAAAGCCCGUGCGGAAGGAAUCCCCAUCACCGCAGAGACCUGCUUCCACUACCUCUCGCUAGCGGCCGAGGAGAUCCGCGACGGAGACACCCGCCACAAAUGCUGCCCUCCGAUCCGCUCGCAGCUGAACCAGGACGCCCUCUGGGACGAACUCGAACGCCACGCCACUGACGGCGUGAUCAAGACAAUCGUCUCCGACCACUCGCCCUGCACCCCCAAUCUCAAGCUCCUACCCUCCCACGUCCCCGGCCACUGCACACCAGACAGCGAUAGCCCUGUCUCCAACGAAGGAAGCUUCUUGUCCGCCUGGGGCGGCAUCUCCUCCGUCGGCCUGGGGCUCCCGAUCCUCUGGACCGAGAUCAGUCGGCGCAAGGCGCUGAAGUCCGGCGACGAAACCGCCACCAAGCAGGCCCUGCAGGACAUCGUGCGGCUCUGCUGCACCAAUACCGCCGCGCAGGUCGGUCUGCAGCACCAAAAGGGCGACCUGGUCCCCGGCCACGAUGCCGAUAUCUGUGUUUUCGAUGACGCCGCCGAGUGGGUCGUCGAGCCCAGCACCAUGCUCUUCCGCAACAAGUGCUCGCCCUACCAGGGCCGCAAGCUUCGUGGCCUCGUCCGCGAGACCUGGCUCCGUGGCGAGAAGGUCUUCAGUCAUGACGCUGGGUUUAGUAGCAAGACGCCCUCUGGUGGAUUGCUUCUUCAGAGCCGCGCUUGAUUUAUUCCAUCUCUGUUUCCAUUUCCAUUUCCCUGUCCCUGUUUGCUCCCUUCUCAGUUGGCUCUCGGAUCAAACAAGCAUGAAUGACCAACCGGGUGGUUCCUUAUCAGAGGGUGAAAUCUGACUCUUCAACAACGGUUCAACUAGGGCUUUUUUUCGCCCCCUCCAAGCAUAAGCAUUCUCGUUUCAGACACCUCGGCUUGAUACCUGCUUACCUGCUUACUUGCUUACUUGCUUACCUGCUUUUGACGACCCACUACUAAUGACUUUCUUCCCUUCACAUCACAUCACAUCACAUCCCACGGCAUAUAAACCCCCUCAUCCAUCAGCGUCUUACCUUUCCAUAUUUAGAUAGAUCAGCAUUCGUCGAGCGAUGGGUAAUAGUUUUUUACCUUGCUUUUAUUUCAUAUUUCUAUGCAUUUAGUUAUAAAUACACUAUAUUUUACUACGCU
This is a messenger RNA of Aspergillus heteromorphus CBS 117.55, 2462 nucleotides long. RefSeq names its product allantoinase alX. Gene Ontology annotation, molecular function: allantoinase activity; zinc ion binding; cobalt ion binding. The coding region runs from base 472 to 2010 and encodes 512 amino acids. Gene Ontology annotation, biological process: allantoin catabolic process; purine nucleobase catabolic process. The record is from RefSeq and is a predicted model, not a curated record. Gene Ontology annotation, cellular component: cytoplasm. NCBI's taxonomy places the organism in Eukaryota, Fungi, Ascomycota, Eurotiomycetes, Eurotiales, Aspergillaceae. The transcript is spliced from 2 exons.